AUGUCUCUGGAGCACGAGUGUUCAAAAGUGGAAGCAAUGGACCCAAAUUGUGUCCCCAAAGACACUUGUACCACCGAGGAGCAGGAUAUAGAAAAGCAGCUUGCUAACGGGACUUCUACUCUAUCAACAGUACAUUAUAAAACAAGAUUUUCAGAAACUGGGAAAAGGGACUCUAAGCAGAGUGAACACUCCUCUCGGCGGGAAGGCUGCCAGAUUUGGAAAAUGCACAUGGUUAAAGGUUCGGAUGGACUUGGCAUUCAGAUCACAGGAGGCCGAGGAUCCAAACGUUCUCCCCAUGGCAUCAUUAUUACAUCUGUCGAAGAAGGAGGAGCAGCACAAAGGGAUGGAAGACUGAAAUCUGGUGAUGAGCUGCUGAUGAUUAAUGGACAGUCACUGGUUGGACUCUCGCACCAAGAGGCAGUUGCCCUACUUCGGUCAGCAGCAGGACUUGUACAGCUUGUUGUUGCAAGCAGGGAUGAAUCUGAAAUCCAUUUCCAGAAGUACCCCUCCACAAGUUUACCUGAUUUGGUCACAAAUUUUGCAGUGGCUGAUAAUUCCCCUUCUCCUACGGAAAAUAAAGAAAAUGUAAAACCAGAAAGUGGCGACGCCUCACCCGACUGUCAUGUGCACCAUGGUCAAGAAACUGUUUCAGAAACUGCAAAAGGAGAGGAACAUGAGCAUAUAGAAGCACCUCUGCCAUGUUGUCGAAGUCCAAUACCAGGAGGUAGCAUAAUGAAAUUCAGAAGUCGAUCACAAGGUGGAGGGAGCCGCUUGGAAUCUGUUGGAGAAGAUGAUGAGCUGAUUGUGGAAAAUGGUGAAACGAGUAGUGAAAUGUCAGAAAAGCCACCACGUGGAGGACGGAAACAUUCACUUCCCCAGCAGCUUGAUGCAGCCGGAACCAGACAGGAGUAUCAAAUAGUAAAAAAGUCAGCACGUUCCUUGAGUACAGUUCAAGUGGAAUCACCAUGGCGACUAGCCCAACCUUCAAUCAUCUCCAACAUUGUUCUAAUGAAAGGACAAGGAAAGGGUCUUGGUUUUAGCAUAGUUGGCGGCCAGGAUUCUGCCCGAGGACGGAUGGGAAUAUUUGUUAAAACCAUUUUUCCAAAUGGAGCAGCUGCUGCUGAUGGAAGAUUGAAGGAAGGAGAUGAAAUUCUAGAAGUUAAUGGGGAAUCUCUGCAGGGACUAACCCACCAGCAAGCCAUACAGACCUUUAAGCAACUGAGAAAAGGAGUUGUGACCCUAACUGUUCGUACCAGGUUGCGUAGCCCUAGCCUUACUCCAUGUCCCACUCCCACACUAAUGAGCCGGUCCAGCUCUCCCAAUUCGAAUACCAGUGGUGGAACUCCACUACCAGGCUCAGAAGAGGGGGAUUAUUCUCGCAAGGGGCCAGGACCAAAGGAUCGAAUCAUAAUGGAGGUGACGUUGAAGAAAGAGCCUGGAGUUGGGUUGGGGAUUGGAGCCUGUUGCCUUACAUUAGAGAAUAGUACACCAGGAAUCUACAUCCACAGUCUCGCCCCAGGAUCAGUUGCUAAACUGGAUAGCAGAUUGAGCCGAGGUGAUCAGAUUUUAGAGGUGGAUUCAGUGAGUCUGCGACAUGCUGCUCUCAGUGAAGCAUAUGCGAUCCUAAGUGAGUGUGGUCCAGGUCCUAUCAGCCUUAUUAUUAGCCGUCAUCCAAACCCAAAGGUUUCAGAACAGGAAAUGGAUGAAGUUAUUUCACGUUCAACUCAUCGGGAGAGCAUAAGCAAAGAUGGACAAUCGUCACACACCCCAGGGUUAUCAUCAAAGAGUCCAUCACCAAGUGUAAGAUCCAAGCAGGCUGAUGGAUCUUCUCUCAGUUGGACAAUGAAACGUUUUCUGGAACCCACAAGCCGUCAGGGUUCCCUGAGUUCAGAAACAGAACUUUCCCAAUACUUUUCCCAUGAUACACCUGGACAGUCUUCGUUCUCGGAAGCGAUGGCAACAGUUUUUGAUGAAGAACUACUGAGGCAAAAAAGCAUAAACAACUCCUUGGAUGAUGGUAUUGGCCCUUCAGUGCUGAAAGAAAUUGCCGUAUCUAACUCAGCUGAGGCCUCUGCCACUCUCAGCAGUGGGAAGGCUGCUGCACCUCACAGCAAACACGUGGAAGUUGCUCAUCAGUCCAGCCUGACUGGGAGUCCCAAAUCAAUCCGCAGCCCUCUUCUGCGACAAAGGAGGGUCAUUUGCUAUGAUGACAUCAGUGACGAGGAGGACUUUGUAAAAGCUGAGGAAAAUGUUCACCUGAAACAGUCACAAAGGGACACAGCACAGAAGAUACCCAAAGAAGAUUCAGAUAUCAUCAUAGCCACUUCUUCUGUUGAGGUUGAUGAUGAAAGCCAAGAUGGUGAAUUACAGAGGAACAUCAGCAGUGAAGGUGCCAGGUCAAUCUAUGGCAGCUCACUGGAGUCCGAGGACAGCUCAAUGGAGCAGAUGGUCGACUCGCCCUUCAUGCCGCUUAAGUUCUUUGAAUCUUCCAGCUCCACUGACACUAACCACAGCAACCUUGGUGUGAAAGAGGGUCAGCUGGAGCCCAAGCGUUCACCCAAACUUGAACACAAAGCUGUCACCAGAGUAAAGAGCAUGAUGAGCAUUGAGUGCCCACCCAAUCUCCCACGGCAGAAGACUGAGGAGCAUCAUUCACACUCCAGCAAGCCUGUUGCAAGACCACUGCCCCACAGCAAAAGGACUGAAUCUGCAGAUGCCUCAGGACUUUACCAAACAGAAACCAUACAUCUCUUGCGCAAAGAGUCAGAAUCAUUCGGAUUGGAUUUGGAAAUUAAAGCUUCUCCGCUGAGGAUUCUGAUAACCAGUUUACAACCAGGUGGAGUUGCUGAGAGAGAAUCUAAGGGGAAGCUAGGUCCUGGAGAUGAAGUUGUCUUGAUUAAUAGCAUGCCAGUCUGCAACAUGUCUUACCAAGAGACCUGCAGCUUUAUGAACGACCUCCCACCCUCCAUUACACUGGAAGUACGGAAACCAGUAUCUGCUGUAGACAGACUAUCCAGUAUCAUGUCAUCCACCUCAACAGAUCUGAGCUUGAUAGAGCCUGAGAACUCCGAAAAUGACAAGAAUUUAAAUAUCAAAGGAUGCUGUGAGGAAAAGACUGUGGACUUGCUGCAGAACAUAUGUACAAGCAUGAAAAGGCAAACCCAGGGAGAACUUGGUGGGGAUUCCGUGGAGAAGAAGCAGGAAACGGCACAGACUUCUCAGCAUAACAGGAACAAAUGUGAUAUCCCAGUAACAGACAUUGAUGACGUCGUUAAUGACCUCAAUUCUACUGAAGAAGGAAUCCCAGAUACAUGGUCUCUGAAUUCAAAAAUCGAGCAAGAUGUGAAAAUUGCAGGUUCAAUAAAAGUUAUCAACACCAGAAAUGAUGUCAGCAGUAAAUGUGAGUCCUUAAACAGCAUCAAACAGGAUAUUCUUGAUUAUUCUGUUCUGAAUUCAGUCAGCACGGGCAAAGUAUUUUCAGUGAACAAAACCUGCCUGAGUAACUACUCCAGAAACAUGAGUACUGAGAGGGAGGGGAAAUCAUUAAGUUCAACAGAUUUCACAGAAAAUAAUAAACAACAGUCCAUGUAUGCUGCUGCUGUGGAUUCUGAUUCAGAGACUGAAUCUUCUGAUAGCCCUCAAGUAUCUUGUAAUAAAGUGGCAAUGUCUUUGCCUGGUGUUGUUGCUUUCAGUCAGUGUGAAAACCUCAGUGUUGCUGAUUCUGAUACUGAAGAGGUUGAAAUCUGCUACCCGCCCAGUGAUCAAACUACCACAUCAGAGCAAUCUGUGCCUCUUCUGCCAAAAUUGAAUAAGAGUAAUUUGCCAGUGAAUAAGAUCGCAACAGAAACAAGUAAAGUGACAAUGCCAGUGGUCGGAAAAACACAUUCGUAUCUAUCCUCUACAUCCCAUAAAAGUGGAGAGACUUUAGCCUCUUCUUCACUGCCUUGUACUUUUGAUGAGAAUACAACAGAGAUUGCUGGACUGCUACCAUAUUCAGUCCCUGCUAGGCCUUCCAAACAGAUCAAAUUUGAAAGCAAUGCCCUCCGUACUACUAUGGAUGUAAGUGAUUCACAAAUGGAAAUUCAGGAAUUUGAUGCUUCUUCCAAACAAUAUCCUCCAACAAAUAUAAAUCAUGCUGCAGAAGGCACAGAUGUAACCAGGAAUCAUGAUCAAGAGUUGAACAAAAACCAUUCUACUGGAAAGGUUGCUAGAGAAUUUGUGGAAAAGGUAGUACACCACAAUGAUUCUGCCUCUUGUGCAUCUUCUUUGGAACUGGGAAGAACAGACCAUAAUUUUUCUUCUUCAUUAGAUGCCUUGAAUCAUACCAAGAAAGCAGAAAUUACCAAUACAAGUCUACAAUCUCAGCAUCCAGUGCUUAAGCCUAGGCUAUCUUCCACAAGUAAGUCCAACCAGGAUGCUGCUGAUACAGCUGUAUCUGUAACUCAUAUCAAAAAGGAAAGACAAGCUUUGUCAAAUUCUAGUCCCCAGCCACAAAGGCAUUCCGUUAAUCUGUCCAAACAAUCUUUAGCAACACAAAAUAUAAAAGAUAAGGGGCAGAGUGAAAGUGGACCAUCUCAACUGUACACCAGAACUAAGUUUCAGGACAAAACCCAGAAGUUCCACUCUGCACCAAAACUAAAAGGACUCAGCAUUAAAAGUAAAAUCAAACCUCAGUCGGAAACCUGUGAGGAGAAUGUAUCAAAGUCAGAUGGAUCCAAAAAUUCAGAGAAAACAGAAAAAUAUCCUGAAAACUCACCAGCUUUUGAUCAGCUAACAUCAAAACUCUUAACCAAAAGAGCAUCAUUAAUAUGUAACUUGAGAACAAAUAAACAAGGUGAGAAAAACCAAUCUGAAAUGAAGCAAGAGAAAGAAAUUAGUAAAGUUCCUGCAUAUUCUUCAGAAGAGAUUUCGAUGGACUUGCUACCAGACACCAGUCUCCAAACAAAGCAGCAAAAUAAAGAUGGAAACAAGUUAUCUGAUGUCACUAAAAUUGAUUUUAGCAAUGAAAGACAAAAACAAGAUUUAAAAGAAGAAUCUAAACACCAAAAAGAAAUUGAAUUACAAAUGACAUUGGAUCACAAACUAAAAGAUGAAGCUCCUAAUGAAAUGCACAAGGUUAUCAAGAAAAAUGCAUGGAUUACAAGUUCUCACAAAUCAUUGGGGGAGUCAGGAAAUUAUGAAAGUGAGGAGAACAUUACACAAGCAUCCAAUGAAAGAUCUACUGAAAUGUAUGUCACAUCUGUGACUGAAUUGAUACUUUGUGAGAAGGAAAGCUUAGUCAAUAAAACCUUGGGGAAAUUGUCACAAACAGCACAGAAAGUAGAAGAGAAAUCAGAAGACAGAAAGCCAGAGGAGCAAUUGACACCCACAGGACCUAAACCAUUGAAAGACUCUCCUGUACACUUUUCGUGCAAUAAAGUUGAAGACGAUCAAGAAUGCAUGGCAACACAACGUAGCUUUAUAGAAUUAAAACUAACAUCACCUUCUCUUGAGCAGAAAGAAGUUAAUAACACGGCUACUUCUUCAGAACACUUAGAUCACAAGUCACCUAAAUGCCCCUUAACACCAGAUAAUGCUCAGAAACCAAAGAAAGCCCCAAAGCCUCCUGUGAAGUUAGACCAGAAACCAGAUCAGCUAAGUAGUGAGGAUACAAAUGUUGUUAAAUGUCCAUCUGACCAUGCAAUCAAAGCUGCUCAAAAACAAACUCUAUUACUGGAAAGACAAGUAAAAUCAUUUGAGACUUUGCAAUUACACACUACUGUUAAAAGUUCAGAUAAUAUUCAACCAAAAGUCGAAGUAACUGGAAGCUUAAGGAAAUCUUUGAGUGAAGAGAAGCACUCCAGCACUGAUUUUUUCUUCUAUCUAAGGGACAAGGGCAAGUCAAGUAUGGGAAGUUUUACCAAUGAACUGAAUUAUCCACCAGAGAGUGGCUCUUUUUCUGUUAGACAGAGAAUUAAGUCUUUCGAAAGCCUAGCCAGCUUUGACAAACCUGUUAUCAGGAAAAUAGACACACAUUUAUUGGACUCAUCCUUUGUUAAUUGCAACGCAUGUUCCUCUGCUAAGCCAGCAAUAGGAAGGCGAAUAUCAGGUAGCGCAAUACCUUUAAUGACAUCCAAUGCUUCAUUGGGUCGAGAUUUCGAUACAUCUCGUGUAUUGAGACGUAGUUUGAGUUCUUACACUGAAGGCACCUCUGAAGUUGCCUUUACAUCAUUGCAAUUAGAAAAGGCUCCAUCGAGCUUAGCUUUACAAAGCUUUGAAACAAAUUGUUCUGAAAGCAUUACCAAGGAGCUUAAAAAGACCAAUGAGUGUGAUACCAGCAAUGAAAAGUUUCAAGAGCAGGAUUUCAAUGCAUGCAAGGUUAACAAUAGUAAAAGUAGGUCAUCAGUCAAACACCGACCAAAUUCUUUGUCUCGUUCCAAGCUACGGGAGCUUAGAGCACUAAGCAUGCCAGACCUUGACAAACUGUGCAGUGAUUAUUCUACUGAUCCAAUGACCCAUAGCUUUAAAACUGAAAUGGAGAUUAAGCCAAGAAAGUCUAAUGGUCCUGCUGCUGCUGAAAGCCUCACAAAUAUUUCCUCUGGAACCUCUUAUGCCACUAAUGGGUCUGGUUUAGUGAAAAUUUAUAGAUCUGGAAUUUUGAGUUUAAGGUCAAAGAGCAGCUGGAAAAACAGCACUGGAACACUGGAUUCUUGGUCUGAUGAUGAAUUGACGAACAGCGAGAAGUCUGAAAAUAAACGGAGAGGUUGGUCUGUCAGUCUUGAAGAUUUAUCCCAUUCCAUCCUGGAGAAACAAAAAGCACAGGCGGUUUUGUCCUCACUAAUGGCUAAAGCAGAUAUCACAAAAAUAAUCCAGGAAGCCAAGGCUGUAGCUGAGAAUAAAGGAGACAUUUAUAUCAUUGUGUUGGACAAAGAUGAAGGUGCUGGACUGGGUUUCAGUGUCGCAGGAGGUGUGGACCAGGAGCAAAAAUCAGUAACUAUUCACAAAGUAUUUUCGAGAGGAGUAGCAGCACAAGAAGGCACAAUUCAAAGGGGUGAUUACAUCUUAUCUAUCAAUGGGAUCUCCUUAAUAGACACUACACAUGGAGAUGCACUCAAUGUACUUCACCAAGCCCGCAUACAUAAACAGGCCAUCAUUGUAAUUAAAAAGGGAAGGGAAAAGGAAGAGACUUCAUUCAAGGCAGAUUCAUCAAUUUCUAAAGAAAACCACCUUCCAGCUCGAGGAGAUGCUACCUUAAAGGAAGCAGGAACAGGCAUGAAAUUGGACCUAGUUGGAGCAAUCACUGUGGAGCUGCUGAAAACCUCUGCUGGCCUUGGAUUUAGUCUUGAUGGUGGGAAGGCUUCAAUUCAUGGAGACAGACCACUCUAUAUUAAAAGAAUAUUUCAAGGGGGCAUUUCUGAGCAGUCUGGAAUGAUCGACGUUGGAGAUGAAUUGCUUGCAAUCAAUGGCAAGUUCCUGCAUGGCCUCAAGCACUACGAUGCUUGGAACAUCGUCAAGUCUGUCCCUGAAGGGCCUGUUCAGUUACUUAUCCGGAAAAUUAAAUCAGUUUAAGGACUAAAGUUUAAAAUAAGCAUUGGAUGACCAAUAAUAUCACUGGGCCAAAGUGAUGUGGUAACCUAAAUUGUAGGCAGUUUAUUUAAAUUCCAACAAUGUUACCUCUAACUCUUUUUCCUUGAAGGGAUGACGGUUAGAAAGAUAAUGAGAAGGAUUUUGGCAGAAUUGUGAAUGAGUCAAGCCUUUUCAUUAGAAUUAGAUCUGCUUUACAAGAAAUGGUUAAGGAAAAGAGCCUUCUCAUAAUCUUUCAUUGUAUUCCAUAGCAAACAGUGGUAUUUAAAUGAUCUUCAAAUAAUCCUAAAAUAAAUGAACUUAUUUUCAGUCAGCUCAGCACUGACGUGUGCACAAACAAUUAUUGCUCUUAUUGAGAGAUUCAUGCAUGAAUGAUAGGCACAGACAGUAAAGACUCCUUAAUUUACUCAGUUCCAUUGAGUAUAGAUACAGAAUGGCAAGAGUCCAAAACUUAGGGGCUUUUGAAUGUGUGCAGGUGUGCUAUUUAUGUUUAACUAGCUAAACUGGUCAGUUUAAACAGAGAGCACUGGGACUUAAAUUGUUUGCUCAUAUAAAGCCAGCCCAUUGACUGGAGUACUGAUAUGUAGCAUGACCUGAAUCAGAGAAAGCAGAAUUACAGCCUAUGUUGCAGGACUGAUUCCUGGUCCCAUUAAUGAAUCAGACUGGCUGGUAAGUUGAGCUAGCCAACAACAAGUUGUUUAGCUCACAUUAUUAGAGCACCAAGUCUGCCACAGAGAAUUGAAUGGUUCCAAUUUUAUGUCAUUAGGCACAUUAAUCUUCAGGCCCUUUAAGUCCAAAGAAAUUCUGCUUUAUUACAUCAAAGAACAAAUGUCACCAGUCAGUUACUAAAUAACAGAUAAACUUGAGGCUGUGCCUAAGCACCAGCUACCAGGAACUACUUGAGCAAUAUUCACCACUUUUUUUUGACCAGGGUUGCCAUACACCCUACCCCAAUGAACUGUGGAAGAACUUAAGUUUAAAGGAUACAAUUUUAACUACAUAAGCAUUUUUCCCCCUCAAUCAUUGUAGGCACUGAACCUUGUAUAAGUGAGCAUAUGCUGUGCUGCAGAUCCUGCGGGAAUGGUAACACAUUCCAGCAGCCUGCCUCAGGGUUUCUUCAUGAGCAUAUCACUACACAAAUAAAACAGCAUGCAAUGUCAGUGAUUACAUAGAGCAGUUCUACAGUAACUGCACCUUCCUUUUUGUCUAAAAAAAAAUUUGUUGUUUAGUGUUUCCAAAUUGUAAAUUCACUCCACUGAUUUCAUCUGUCAUUAUUGCCAAAAAAGAAAACCCGCCUGUGUGUCUCUAUGAAGACAUCAGCACCGGGGGCCCAAGUUGCUUGUCAAUCUGAUCUUUUUGCCUAGAUUUACUAUAUGUUUUGUUGUGCAAUUCUCUAAACUAGGACAGAGGGAAGAUUCCCCAAGGAUGCUUCAUUGUAAAGAUAAAGUUUUAGACCAGCAUUAUGCGAGGCAACCUCCUUUCCCCAAACACUAUUAUUUCAAUCUGACUCAUCAUAUGACAUCAAGAGGUGGGUCUGAAGGUACCAAUGGUCUGAACUAUGCAAGAGACAGCAGAGGAAGUAAACCCUGCAGGUAGAGAAAAUGGCAAAGUGAAUGAAGCUAAUGGAGAUCAACUCAAUGCUAUUGUCAUUUGAUGCAUAAGAUAUUGACAGAAAUGAAUUUAUGCCUCAUUAGAAAAGCAGUCAUUUGUUUUCAGUUAAGUACCAUGUAUAUAUUUUCAUAUCAUUGAGUCAGUUCUAUAACAAUUCACAGAUCUAAAAGAAAUCUAAAAAUCCAUCAACAUCAAAAGCCAAUAUUCCUUUAAAAUUUGUACCUGGUACUGUGUCAUAAGAUUGGUUCCCUACAAAUUGCAGAAGUGCCAGAUGCUUUGUUGUUGCAAGCGUUUUGCCAAGUGAACUAUUAAUUCACAGUACACAUCAUACAAAGAUUUUUUAAUUAUAUAUUCCUUCAACCAAUGUGGGCAGAGCUGGCAAGGAACCUUUGAAUAGUCAUUUCUUGCUACUUGAGAAGGUGUUAAAGUGGUGCAGUCCUAAUACUAAUGGAUUUUCCCACAAUAACCUCAUGUUGUAUACAGCAAUAAAAGAACAGCAAUACCCAUUGCAGUGAAGUAAUAUCCCAAGGAACAAUUAGAUUAAAUAAAAAGUUAAAGUAACAUAGUGAUAUUAGGACCAGUGGCCAAAGGUUUGGUCAGAGGACUGGGUUUUUAUAGUCUCUUUGUAGAGGAAGGUGGUGGAAAGUUUAAGGGAGGGAAUUCCUAGAGUUUAGUGAACAAGUCAUAAAAAACAUUAUACAAGUCACAAAGAUAACCAUGUAGAAAUUCUCCAGUGUUUUAUAAAUAGCUUAAGAAGUCAAUAGCUUUAUCAGGAAGUUACUACGUUAAAUGUGGUUUAAAUGGCUGUACUACAACUCAUUCCAUCUAAAAACAAAACACUGAACAGACUGCUCCCACCAAAGAAUCAAGAAACUAGAUAUAGCAAACAGUGACAAGUAAUAUCGUGAGAUGUGGUUAUUGUUAUAAAAGAUUUGUUGGAAACUCUUUCAAAAUUAGGUACCUUAUAAACUAAAUUGUCCUAAAAUAAAACAGUGGGCAUUUGACCAACUGAUUUUUUUUUAAAAAGUGUAGAAUUUUGAAUUUUCUAUCUGGUUUUGCAUACAAACUCAUUAACAUAGAUGUUUGGAAUGUUGCUCGAGGUCAUUCAGGUUUCUGAGUAUUUUGCUUGCUUGCAAACAUUCUGCUUAUUUGAAAAGUCCCUUUUUGCAGUGUGCUGGUUUAAACAUUCUGAUUUUACAGGCAAGACAUUAAUCAAAGUUCACUUCUAUACCCAAAAUGUUUAAGGAUUUUUUAAAAUCACAUUUGUAGUGUUUGUGGGAGAGAAGUUUUAUGGAAAACACUAUGAUUACAAUUUUUUUUCAUUUUUGUCAAUCCUUUAUACACAAUUCCCACCUCAACUUACAAAAUUAGAGUUUGUCUGGAAAUCCUAUGAGUGCAAUACAAGGGUAAUCAAUAUGUCAUUUGUUUACAUUUGGCAAUCCUGCUAUAGACAGACUUGUACACCAAAUUUUACAUUAAGUGACAAGUAAAAUCAAUUUAUCAUCUUCAUUGAUUUAUGUUCAAAUGACACAUCUUUUUGCUCAAUGUUGUAAAUCCAAUUUUGUAUCUUGUUUUGAAAAGAUAAUUUGUAAUGAAGAUUUCAGAGUUGCAAAUGAAUUAAGUACUGUUCUGUAAAAUCAGCACCUUCACUGAUUGUGACAUGAAAAUUAAAUUGUACACUUCUCAUAGAUUUCUCUUUAAAUCUGCAAAAGGACCGAGUUAUCAUUAAAUAAGUCAUUUAAAAAGGUAACCUGAAAUUUAGAAUUUUAGACCAACCUGCUUAUAAUUUGAAAUUAAAUAUUAGUGUGACAAACUGUAAAAUACUGUUGUAUAAAUUUUUUUGUGUAAGAAUAUGACUGUUUUGUCAAUAGUUAUCUUACAUGCCUUCAAGAAAUAUAGGGGGAAAAGGGUGCAAUACUACAAGAUGGACUGUAUAUUUUUUAAAGUGGCUUUGCACUCAUUAUUUAAAGCCAGGAAAUCU
Messenger RNA from Pristis pectinata (smalltooth sawfish), 11155 nucleotides. RefSeq names its product PDZ domain containing 2 (gene pdzd2). Gene Ontology annotation, molecular function: protein binding. Bases 1 to 7548 code for a protein of 2515 amino acids. The record is from RefSeq and is a predicted model, not a curated record. The transcript has 23 exons. NCBI's taxonomy places the organism in Eukaryota, Metazoa, Chordata, Chondrichthyes, Rhinopristiformes, Pristidae.